AUGACCGUGGGCUCUGCAGCGCACCGUGACAAUGACACCAUUCCACUUGCAUCGGAUUUGCUACAGUUUAUGGAUACGAACCACCACACGGAAUGGCUUGAAGACUACUUGAUUGCGAAGAAAUCCGAAGGCCAAGCUCACCACAGCCUGCUACGACUGUGUCAACGAUUCUAA
Molecule: messenger RNA, 174 nt
Organism: Aphanomyces invadans
Lineage: Eukaryota; Oomycota; Saprolegniomycetes; Saprolegniales; Verrucalvaceae
Exons: 2
Coding region: 1-174 (57 amino acids)
Source: RefSeq, a predicted model, not a curated record